AUGAAGUUAGACGCCACAGAUUUGAGAUAUGUUACAGCAGAUGAGUUCAGGGUACUUUCAGCGGUCGAGAUAGGAUCCAAGAAUCAUGAGAUCGUACCUUCUUCGCUGAUUGCCGAGCUGUCAGGGAUAAGAGGAGGAAACGUCAACAAAGCUUUAGGUGAACUAGCGAAACGAAGUCUGGUUGGGAGAGUACAGAAUGCCAAGUACGAUGGAUACCGUCUUACAUACGGGGGGCUAGACUAUCUUGCUUUACGAACGUUUUCAAGAAGAAAGCUCCCCAGUAUUCAUUCAGUGGGAACCAGAAUUGGUGUAGGGAAGGAAAGUGACAUCUUGAUUGCAGCGGAUGAGAAUGGUGAAAAGAGGAUAUUGAAAAUGCAUCGAUUGGGCCGAGUCUCGUUCCGUGCUAUCAAAUCCAAAAGAGAUUAUCUAGGAAAAAGACGGAGUGCUUCGUGGAUGUACAUGAGUAGGUUAUCAGCACAAAAGGAGUUUGCGUUCAUGAAGGCGCUUUACGAGCAUGGCUUCCCUGUACCUGUACCUAUAGAUCAAGCAAGACAUUGUGUUGUAAUGUCGCUCAUUGAUGGAUAUCCGUUACGAGCAAUAGAAGAAUGUGAAGAUCCAGCCGACUUAUAUUCGAGACUAAUGGAGAUGAUCGUUCGUCUGGCACAUGCAGGUCUAAUUCACGGCGAUUUCAAUGAAUUCAAUAUCAUGAUCUUGAGGAAAACCGGUGAAGUAGUCGUCAUCGAUUUUCCACAGAUGGUCAGUACCAGACAUGAAAAUGCUGAAUUCUUCUUCAAUCGAGAUGUCAAUUGUAUCAGAAGAUUCUUCCGUCGUAGGUUUAGGUUUGAAUCGCAAAGUUGGCCAACGUGGAAAGAUGUACUGGAAGGUGAAGAGGACGAACUACCGGCUAUCUCUGAAGAUGCCGAAGAAGGUGAAGGAGAGGAAACAAAGGCGGAAGCAGAACCAAUAGCGGAGAGCUCGAAGACCGCUCAGAAGAGAUUAAGGAUAGAUCUAGAAGUAGAAGCUAGUGGCUUUGGAAGGAAUCUGCAACGUGAACUUGAAGAUUAUAUGAUUGAAGUUCAAGAUUUACCCUCCAGUGACGACGAAGAUGAAGAGGACGACGAAGACGAAGAAGAUGGAGACGAGGAAGGAGAUGAAGAAGCAGAAGCCACAACAAACAACGAUGAAACUGCUCCCUUCGAUGAGGCUACUUUCCAAGCUGAAAUGUCAGCUCGACUAGAAGCUAUCCGACUACAUAAAGCAUUAGGAAAUGAUGAUCCUCUCGAUCCAUCUUCAUCGCUUGAUCCGCAAUCAGAUCAUUCUUUGACCUCUCUUACAGACUCUGAUUCCGAAUCAGAUUCAGAUGAUUCAACUGGACCGGCUCAAACUGAUUAUACAUCAUAUAUGCCUUCUCAGAGGAACACCAAACGUGUACAUACUAGAUUACCCGCCAAGAAAAUAGCAGACAAAGACUUACUGCAAGAAACCGUUGCCAGACAAGUCGGUAAAGAAAGGGCAAUGACGGAAAGAAAACAUCAUUCGAGGAAUGCAGGUGCAAAAAUCGGUAAGAGAAAAGGAAGUAAAUGGAAGAAUAGUGAUAAAUACGCUACUGGAAAAGAUAGCGGAUGGUAG
Messenger RNA from Kwoniella shivajii, 1629 nucleotides. RefSeq lists its product as uncharacterized. Gene Ontology annotation, cellular component: nucleus; cytosol; preribosome, small subunit precursor. The record is from RefSeq and is a predicted model, not a curated record. The coding region runs from base 1 to 1629 and encodes 542 amino acids. Gene Ontology annotation, biological process: maturation of SSU-rRNA; protein phosphorylation. Gene Ontology annotation, molecular function: protein serine/threonine kinase activity; ATP binding. NCBI's taxonomy places the organism in Eukaryota, Fungi, Basidiomycota, Tremellomycetes, Tremellales, Cryptococcaceae. The transcript is spliced from 8 exons.